Molecule: messenger RNA, 1659 nt
Organism: Kalmanozyma brasiliensis GHG001
Lineage: Eukaryota; Fungi; Basidiomycota; Ustilaginomycetes; Ustilaginales
Product: Alpha-D-phosphohexomutase, alpha/beta/alpha domain I
Exons: 2
Coding region: 1-1659 (552 amino acids)
Biological process (GO): carbohydrate metabolic process
Cellular component (GO): cytosol
Molecular function (GO): magnesium ion binding; phosphoglucomutase activity
Source: RefSeq, a predicted model, not a curated record
AUGUCUGCGGUCACUAUUCAAACCAAGCCCUUUGAGGGCCAGAAGCCCGGUACUUCCGGUCUGCGAAAGAGGGUCAAGGUCUUCUCUCAGCAGCACUACACCGAGAACUUCGUCCAGGCCAUUCUCUCCGCCAUCCCCACCGGCGCAGCCAACUCGACGCUCGUCGUCGGUGGUGACGGACGAUACUUCUCCAAGCCCGCCAUCCAGGCCAUCAUCCGUCUCGCUGCGGGCAAUGGCGUGAGCAAGCUCAUCAUCGGGCAGGAGGGCAUCCUCUCCACCCCUGCUGCGUCCCACGUCAUCCGUUCGUACAAGGCUACCGGUGGUAUCUUGCUCACCGCAUCGCACAACCCCGGUGGACCCGACAACGAUUUCGGUAUCAAGUACAACAUGGAGAACGGCGGUCCUGCUCCCGAAUCCGUCACCGACAAGAUUUUCAACAUCACCAAGACCAUCUCGGAAUACAAGAUCGUCGAGGGUCCCGAGGUUGAUCUCUCCAAGAUUGGCUCGACCACGUUUGGCGAGCUCAAGAUCGAGAUCAUCGACAGUGUCAAGGACUACAUCAAUUACCUUGCUGAGAUCUUUGACUUUGGUCUCAUCAAGGAGUUCCUACAGAGCUCGGGCUUCACAGUGCGCUUCGAUGCGCUGCACGGUGUCACCGGUCCCUAUGGUCGGGCGUUGUUCGUGGAGCGAUUUGGUUUGCCCGAGUCGAGCAUCCAGAACUGCGUCCCCUCGGAGGACUUUGGCGGUGGACACCCCGAUCCCAACCUUACCUACGCCAAGUCGCUCGUCGACGCCGUCGAGAGCGAAAACAUCUCCUUCGGUGCCGCCUCGGACGGUGACGGCGAUCGCAACAUGAUCAUCGGCAAGGGCGCGUUCGUCAACCCUUCGGACUCGGUGGCGAUCAUCGCCGAUUGGGCGCAGAAAGCCAUCCCCUACUUCAAGUCCGGCAUCAAGGGUCUCGCCCGCAGCAUGCCUACUUCGGGCGCGAUCGACCGUGUGGCGGCCAAGAACGGCUACGAAUGCUUCGAGGUCCCCACCGGCUGGAAGUUCUUUGGCAACCUCAUGGACGCUGGGCGACUCAGCAUCUGUGGUGAGGAGUCGUUCGGUACGGGUUCGGACCACAUUCGCGAGAAGGACGGGUUGUGGGCUGUCGUUGCGUGGCUCUCGAUCCUUGCGGCCGCGAACAAGGAGAAGCCGGGCACGAGCGUCCAGGAUGUGCUGCUGCAGUUCUACAGUCAGUACGGCCGCAACUUUUUCUCGCGCUACGAUUACGAGGAGGUGGACAGCGAGGGGGCCAACAAGCUCAUGGCCCAUCUGCGGGGUCAGUUUGAGAGCCCAGACUUCAAGGGGACCAAGUUGGGCGAGUUCGAGGUGGCCGAAUCCGGCGACUUUGCGUACACGGAUCCCAUCGAUGGCAGCGUCAGCAAGAACCAAGGCCUGUACAUCAAGUUCAAGGAUGGGUCCAGGAUCAUUUUCCGACUGAGCGGAACGGGUAGCGCCGGUGCAACGAUCAGGUUGUAUGUGGAGAAGUACUCGAACGACGAGAAGGAGUUCGGCGCGGAUGCGCAGGUGGGAUUGAAGCCCUUGAUUGAGCAGGCGCUCAAGGUGUCCCAGUUGAAGGAGUUUACCGGUCGCGAGAAGCCUACGGUGAUUACCUAG